Molecule: messenger RNA, 1505 nt
Organism: Silurus meridionalis
Lineage: Eukaryota; Metazoa; Chordata; Actinopteri; Siluriformes; Siluridae
Gene: tesmin
Product: testis expressed metallothionein like protein
Exons: 8
Coding region: 717-1451 (244 amino acids)
Biological process (GO): regulation of DNA-templated transcription
Cellular component (GO): nucleus
Source: RefSeq, a predicted model, not a curated record
UGCUCGACCAUGGAAACCCAGUCCAUGAAGCUCUACGCACUGUUCUUCAGCGGAUCUGAAGGCCACAUGAAGUUUGGAGGUCUAUAGCUAUUAAAAGUUGGUGUUCUCUGUGCACUACGUGUCUCUGCAUCUGCUGACCUGCUCUGUGGUUUUACGUGUCUGAGUUUCUGUCGUUCUCAAUCGCUUCCACUUUGUUCCAACACCACUAACGCUUUACUGUGGAAUAUUUAGUAGUGAGGAAAUUUCACGACUGGACUUAUUGCACAGGUGACGUCCUGUCACGGUACCACUCUGGAACUCACUGAGCUCCUGAAAGACACAUCCUUUCACUAAUGAUUGUAGAAGCACCUGCAUGCCCAGAUUUUCACUAUGGAAGACAGGAAUUCUUUUCCAGGACAGGAGUACAGCUAUGGAGAGGAUUUGGAGGGAACCUCUGUAGUUCCUUUCUCUUACACAUCAUUUUCUAUCGAAAUUCCGAACACCUACAGUCACAUCAACUAUCUGAAUUCAUAUCACCCCCAACACAGACCGAGUGAGUUUGAGCAGACAUAUCCGUCUGUCUGGGACUAUGACUACAACACACACGUUUUUCCUGUGUACUUUGUUGUGACCCGUCUGGCUCAUGCUUGGCCCAGUAUCCUUCUGUGUGUUACCCUGAAAUCCUGAUCCCUCAGUCCAGUCCAUAUCAGUUCCCAAGUUUCACCGCUACAUCACCCAUGUGGACACCUGGUGGAGCUGUUGAGUGUCAACCACCUUCACAGGUUAAACCCACAUGUAGCUCUGCACCUCCUGAAAAAAACACAUUGGAACAACACACAGACAGCAUGCGUAACUUCUCUGAAAAAUCGAAGAAGCCCUGCCACUGCACUAAAUCCCUGUGUUUGAAACUCUACUGUGACUGCUUUGCAAACGGAGAGAUCUGCAACAACUGCAGCUGCGUUAAUUGCUGCAACAACAUGGAGCAUGAGACUAUUAGAAACAAAGCCAUUAAGACCUGUUUAGGCAGAAAUCCAGAUGCCUUUAAUUCUAAAAUGCACAGCAGUGUUCAGGGGGCGAAAGGAAGUUACACACGAGGCUGCAACUGCAAAAGCUCAGGCUGCCUGAAGAACUACUGCGAGUGUUACAAGGCUAAGAUCAUGUGCUCAUCCCUGUGUAAGUGUGUGAGCUGCAGUAACUACAGCAGGAGUAAGGUGAAGGAGAGCGCUGUGCAGAAGUCUUCACACCCCGAUGAUAACAACACACACCACACGACUAAGAACAGGAACAGUGUGACGUGUAUUACGAACGCUGUAGUAGAGGCAACGUGCAGGUGUUUGGUGGCUCAUGCUGAAGAAGCAGAGAAGGGGGGAUUCUCAGAAGCUCAGGCUGAGAGAGACACACUGAAGGAGUUUGGACACUGUCUCACACAGAUAAUACACUUCAUGUCCAGACAUACACACACACAGAGCUAGAGCUGAUACGCACACACACACACACACACACACACACACACACACACACACACA